Trichomonas vaginalis G3 is the source of this 4917-nucleotide messenger RNA. Its product is annotated as proteasome activator complex subunit 4 family. Lineage: Eukaryota; Parabasalia; Trichomonadida; Trichomonadidae. Gene Ontology annotation, cellular component: nucleus; cytosol. The transcript has a single exon. The record is from RefSeq and is a predicted model, not a curated record. The coding region runs from base 1 to 4917 and encodes 1638 amino acids. Gene Ontology annotation, biological process: proteasomal ubiquitin-independent protein catabolic process. Gene Ontology annotation, molecular function: proteasome binding; peptidase activator activity.
AUGAGUUUAACGAAUGUAAAACUAGCCGAACACAAGCGGCAUCUUCUUCCUCCAUACAUCCGAACUCAUUUACUUGAAGAAGAGCAAAAUUGGAAAGAGGCCAUCUUUGCAAAUUUAGAGAAAUACAUUCAAGAAGGUAAGCCUGAUCAAAUUGAUUAUUGGUUUAAUGCUCUUGAUGUAUACACUUCAUUUGAGACAUUUACAUUGACGGCAGCCGAGCUUGAAAAGAUUGGAUAUAUUUUAUACAACUUUAUCAUUACAUCUAAGCACUUAACACUCGUAUCUACUGCUGCCCAACUCUUUGUUUCUAUUAUAGAGCCAAAACACAUUAAGUUAAAUCUCAAAUUUGAUUGGAAACCAAUUUACAAAAUUCUCUACGAUUCUAUGCUCUCGCACUCUAAGACACGAUACACAAAAUACCCUUCUAAAUUCAUUGAAACGCUUAUUAUCUUCAUCAGAUACGCCAGAAACUAUUGGGAAGAAUCGGCCACAGAAAAAAUGCUGAAUGAGUGGAAAAUGAUUCUCGAUCCACACUACCAGACGUUUACUCUUGGAAUUUCCCAGCUUACUCUUUUCUUACCUGUUAAUCAUAACAAACAUAACAUUUGGUUAACGAUGUUUAGAAAUCUUUGGACACUUUACAGAUCAAUCUCCUACGACUUUCAAUUCUUCGAGCUUUUCGCCAGAUUAUCGCGUCAAGGCUACGAAGAUGUUCCUUGGUCGGAUAUGUUACCAUUCAUUUUCAAUGUUGCGGCCACGCAUAUGGGUAUUCCAACAGCGUUACUCGAAACACCUCUUCCUCAAGCUGUUGGCAUCAAUCCAGAAUUAUAUUCUCAAUUUUACAAAGAUUGUGCGACAUUGGACGAAAUAUUAGCACUUUUCGCACAAAUCGUUGCUCAUCUACUUACAGGAUCUACCAGGAUGCAAACCAGAUCACUUCUUUCCAGAAUGUUAUAUAUCAUAGCUCCAUUAUGCACAGUAAACACAGAUAGUGAUGAUAGCGAUGGCGAGUUUGAUGCACCAAUCCUGUUCAUCGAUGAAUUGAUCAAUGAAUAUUCAAAGAGAGUUAAAUACGACCGAGAUUUUCCAGAAAUGGCAAAAUUAGAGCCAUUUAAUUCGGAAGAUCAUGCAUGGUUUGCUGAACAACUUAUAAGACUUAUUGUUAUGAACCAAUUCCACGAAAACCCUCCUUUGAAUAAUAUUAUUAAAUUUGCGCAAAUCUGUCCAAGCAUUGUUAUACCACCUGUCAUACAGUCCAUCCAGUAUUCAUUCAAUUACGAGCAUCUCAAGACAACAGCGAUCCAGAGUUUGCUUGCAAUUGCACCAGCAGUUAUUUAUUCAGGCGAAUGUUUCCAAGAUUUCAUGCCAUUGGUUGUCAGAUCUGCAGAAGAAAUUUCAUUCAUGGAUACAACUAAAUCAUCUGUUGUUUUCUCAUUGAUUUCGUUCAUUGCGACAACAGUUCCUUUAACAAAAGAACAUGAACAAUUUAUAUUUACUAUUACACAACGUUGUAUAGAGUUCUGUGAACACGCAAUUGGAGAAGAUUUCAUUCCUUCGUUAGGAGAGAUUUUGACAACAAUGUCACGUUUGAUUUCAACAAUUCCACCUCACAUGGCCACUAAAAUUGCUCAAAUGGUCAAAAACAAAGUGGAAGACAUAAAUGGACAAGCGCUCAGUUCCAUUGUCGAAGCGUUAGAUAACUACGCACCACCGAUAUUCGCUGAAGAAGCUCUCAAAGCAACAACACUUAAACAGUACACAAUUUUGAAGGCAUUGGCCAGACAAACUGACCAAUUUUACUUAGAAAAAAUGGAACAGUUAACCGUCACAAUUCUUGGCGGUUUUAUCAAUACGAACAAAAAGAUCAGAGAUGAAUCAUGUGCAGUAAUGAAAUGGAUAUUAAAGAAUAUGUUGAAUACUUAUCCGAUGCUUCCUAAGAAGACAGGAUACGUCAAUUCCAAACAGAUUGAUUUGAAAUGGCAUGUUCCGAAAGAGGAAUCAAUUGAAAAAGCUGACAAUUUGAUAAAGAGCUGUUUGUCAGCGGCCAAAGAAUUGAUUGAAAGCAAAAACAGAGAUGAACAACUCCAAGGAAUAACUAUCUGCAGAUCAAUCAUCAAAGGAACACUCGCUGCUGUCUCUUCCGAUGACAUUCCUCACUACAAUGAUAAAGAAGGAAUGACAACACCCCCUCUUGAAAGAUUCCAUGAUCAAAGAAUUGCACAAAGAUUCUUAGAAACCGUUGAUUUGUUAGUAACCGUUAUUUCCUCAGAAAAAUUCAAUAGAAGAGCCAUUUCGCAAGCAUUAAAGAUUUUAGAGUAUGCAAAUGCACCAAGAGAUCACAUUGCCAGCGAAAUAGAAGGCUUGACAACAGAGCAUAAUUACAAUGCUGAUACAGGACAUGUUGUUUUAUUGGCUCCUCAAUUAGAAGCAAUGACAUAUAAUGUUGCUUAUUGGAAAGGUCUUCAAUUGUAUUCUUUGAGACAUUCUUUGAUGCAUGUAAGAUUCCCUAAAUGCACGAGAACUGUUUUAGAACACGCAUUUAAAUUGGCAACACAUUCUUAUGAGAAAAUAAGAAAUGCCGCAACAAGUUAUAUUUCUGUAACAACUGCAUCGUUCCAUGACAAUUUCUUCGACUUGUUUGAUAAGGCUAUUGACUUAUUAGAGAAAGUUGGAAAGUCAGAGUCCCAAGAAAUCGAAGGAAUCGGAAAGAAAGAUGAUAUAAUCGCUGGAAUAAGUGAUAUAAUCACUGCUUUGCCAAAUUGUUACAUGAACAGAAAAACAUUUUACAUGAUAAUGAGAGCAGCAUUGGCUAUCUGCAUACAAUUAUCUCCUGAUGAACAUUUGGACUCGGCAAGAUCAUUAAGACAAGUAAUCGUUAUCUUAUUGGAUCAAACUGAUUCUGGUGAUUAUUUGUUUAGUCCGAAAUAUUUGUCAAAAAGUGACAAUAUUCAAGACGAUGAAAUCAGUGACAAACCGUUCAGUGAGUUGAGGAAAUGGUUUGCAAAAGAAGCUAUCAAGAAGAACUCUUUGUAUCCAAGUAGUCGCGAAACAUGGAAUUACGCAGCAGCUUUAGUUUGCGCAAUAAUUUUCGGUCAACCAUUAGUUUUUGAUGCAGAAAUUUUGACUUUCGUUUUAUCAUUGAUCAAAACGGAUGACAGGGCUGUAAGAGAAUGUGUCAUUGGUAUAAUGCCAACACUCAUUGAAUCAUUCAUCCCAAGAAUUCCUCGUCCUCAAGGUGUCAAAAUUUCCGAGAUAAACGAAGAAAACUAUGAUGAUGCAGCAUUUGAAGACAGAAGAAUGCCAACACAAGCCAGUAAAAUGCCAAAAUUCCUUACAAAAGAAGAAUACUUGGAUAUCGAAACAAUCAAGAAAUACUUCCCUAACGAAGAUGCAGAAGAACGUGUAAAGAUGCACAAAGUUCUUUUCGACACUUUGGAAGAACUCGGAGAUCCAUUGGAACAAAUGAUUACAUAUUUAGUUGACGCACAAAUCCACAAAGAUGACAAUUUCUCGAAGACAAGAGUUGCAUUUUGGUGUGCAUUAUGUAGAUUCCUUGGCAUCAAUUUCACUCAUAAACUCUUCGACAGAGCUUCUGUGAUGAUUAACUCACAAUCUUUAGUUCCUCAACAUGUUGUUGCUGCAGAAAUAUUUGCAGGAGUUUUGCAUUCUGUUAAAUCUCGUCCUUAUUCAUAUGUAAAACAAGUUUCUGAGUUUGUUUUACCUUUCGUCACGAGAUUAUUAAGUACAUGCGAUCCUGUAUAUCAUUCUCUUUGGUAUCUUUCAUUUUUCAUGUGUUUCAAUGAGAUGGAUCCAAGAAGAUUGUUUUGGUUGUACGAACACAUUUUGACAUGUGUUCCAACAGAUGACAAUUUAAGGGCUGCAAGAGCUGUUUCUUUGAUAACUGAUAUACUUCUGGAUGUUGCCUUUAAGAUCAAGGGAUUGACAGAAAAGAUAUGCGCAAUUGCAACUGUUCCUUUGUUCUCAAACCAGGCACUUUCUUUCGAACAAAUAAGAGAAAGUUCUGUCAGAGCAUUAAUUCAAAUGGUUUCUCUGACAUUUGACGUUGAUUUACGUGGCAGAAAUCAGGCAUCAUUGGAUUUACUGUCAAAAUUUGUUGAUACCACUGACAACGAAGAUUUCAUCAACAGAUUUGUUGUCUCUUCCUUUGGUGUACAGAGUUUGGCAACACUUUCAAUGGGAGAAUUUGUUUUGUCACAUUUCCAAAAAUGGGCAACAUAUAUCACAGGAAAAGAUGAAGACAAAGAACAAUUGGCAAGAGCAGGUUUAUGUGCUGUUGCUUCUUCCAAUUGGCUUGGCUCUAUUUCCAAGUAUCCUGUUGGUCCAAAUGAAGGAAAAGAAGUUGUCAAACGAAUAUUGGCAGAAUUUUUAAAAAUUUCUCAACAUCCAUGGCAAAUACAAUGCGUUUUAAUCUUGAUCAUUGAGUCGUUCCUAGCAUCAUCAUACUUCCUAUUUGAUGAUGACGAAGUCAUGCCUCAAAUUGUUGAAGAUGUUGUCAUUGUUGGAUUGGGAACAAACCACACAGAUGUUCAAGAUGCAGCAGCACAAUUGUUGACUUUCAUUUGCCAUCAUUCGAUGUCUUUUUCAGUGAGAAUUUGUGACUUGAUUCCAAGAUUCUCAGCCAUGUUACAUGACCAACAGAUACAAACAAGACUCGCAGGAGCUAAAGCUUUGUACGCUUUGAUCAAUGGAACAACAAUGUUUGAUGAUGUCCCUCAAUACGUAAUUGAUUGCUUCCAGAUUCUUUCCGACGCAAUGGAAACUGAUAAAGCUGUGGAACCAACUAUUUCUCAAUCUUUCUCUGAUUUCUGGUCAACAAAUGAAUCAAAUCUAAUGAAAUCAGCUGCAGAAACACUGGCGCCAUUCAGAGCUUCAUUAAGGCCAAGUUAUUUCUGCUAA